AUGUCUAGCUUGGAGAAAUUGCGAGAGCAUUUGCUGAAGAAUGAACCAAUAACUUUUUUAAGCUCUGAAAACGGUAGGACGGAUGAUAUAUCGCAGGCGAACGAAGUGUUGCUGGGCUCAGAAGACCGGGACCAAAAUGUGGUGCUGAACCUGAAUGAAAAGACAGAUUUUCAAGUGGAUGGGGACAACGUACCGCUUAGAGUGGUCCUACAUUGCUGGCAGCAUCGAGACUCCAGCGCUGCAGAUUAUCUGGCCGAUUGCCAGUCGAAAAACCUGCUCAACAUUUCAUUUCUACAAAGAAUGGACUUAAUAGCGUGGCUAUCGGGCGAUGCAGCAAGCUCUAAGUUUGUCAAUGCGGAAGAAUCACACGGAGCCUCAAAGAUUGCAGCGGCCACGGCUGGUCCCGCUCUCCAAAGCGAUCCAAUAUUGGAGGAAGCCUUGGCACACGAAAAAGUGUUGCUAGACCAUAACUCGUCAUUGAGGGGCUCAAAACCCACAAAUUUCGGAUAUCUGAUAAAAGAGGCAGAACUCAAGCUGGUGCAUUCGCUCAAAAGUGCAAGCAAACGUAGAGCAGGGGAUCGUGGCUCUGGAGGAGUCUCUAAAGCUGACCAUGCAGCUAGCGGUGGCAGUGGUGGGAGAAAUGUGCCGAGAAAAGAACCGAUUAUUCUGAUUCCAUCAGCGGCGUCGUCCAUCUUCACAAUGGCUAACAUCCAGCAGUUUUUGGAGGGCUCGAAAUACGUGCAUCCGCGUGACCUACCGGGCCCACAAUCUGAUGUCACAACGGUGACAAAGAAGCUAGAUCGUUUUAACAGGCCUAUCAAGUUCUUAAUUGCCAGCAACACGCGGCUAUUCACGAAGCCAGAGUACUGGGACCGUGUGGUUGCCGUUUUCACAACCGGCCAUGCAUGGCAAUUCAACAACUACCAAUGGUCUAAUCCAUCCGAAUUGUUUCAACGGUGCAAGGGCUAUUAUUUCUAUUUUGCAGGUGACGUGGUGCCCAAGCAUGUAGAGCAAUGGAACGUUCAGCGUGUGGAACUUGACAAAAAUAAACGUUUUCGCGAUGUGGAAGUUUUGAGAUAUUUCUGGAACACAAUGGAAAAGGAACUCGCAAGCCGUGGCUACCAGUGA
This is a messenger RNA of Lachancea sp. 'fantastica', 1128 nucleotides long. The record is from the annotation of a GenBank genome assembly. NCBI's taxonomy places the organism in Eukaryota, Fungi, Ascomycota, Saccharomycetes, Saccharomycetales, Saccharomycetaceae.